Molecule: messenger RNA, 1546 nt
Organism: Hemicordylus capensis (graceful crag lizard)
Lineage: Eukaryota; Metazoa; Chordata; Lepidosauria; Squamata; Cordylidae
Product: acidic mammalian chitinase-like
Exons: 11
Coding region: 1-1470 (489 amino acids)
Biological process (GO): chitin catabolic process; carbohydrate metabolic process
Cellular component (GO): extracellular region
Molecular function (GO): chitinase activity; chitin binding
Source: RefSeq, a predicted model, not a curated record
AUGGCCAAGUUGAUCCUUCUUACCGGUCUGGUGUUCCUGCUGAAUGCACAGAUAGGUUCUGCCUAUGUGCUAUCAUGCUACUUCACCAACUGGGGCCAAUAUAGACCAGGCCUUGGGCGCUACAAGCCUGACAACAUUGACCCUUGUCUGUGUACUCACCUGAUCUAUGCCUUUGCUGGGAUGACCAACGGUGAGAUUGCCACCAUUGAAUGGAAUGAUGUCACGCUUUACAAAUCUUUCAAUGGCUUGAAAAACCAGAAUGGAGAACUGAAGACUCUUUUGGCAAUUGGAGGCUGGAACUUUGGAACAGCUCCAUUCACUGCAAUGGUUGCCACUCCUCAGACCCGCCAAACCUUCAUCAACUCUGUCAUCAAGUUCUUGCGUCAAUAUGAGUUUGAUGGGAUAGACUUCGACUGGGAAUAUCCUGGCUCCAGAGGUAGCACUCCUCAAGACAAGGCCCUUUUCACUGUCCUGGUUAAGGAAAUGUUGGCAGCCUUUGAGGAGGAGGCCAAACAAGUGAACAGACCCAGGCUCAUGGUCACUGCUGCUGUGGCUGCUGGACUUUCCAAUAUUGAGUCAGGCUACCAGAUUCCUGAGCUUGGCCAGUAUCUGGACUAUUUCCACGUGAUGACCUAUGACUUCCAUGGCUCCUGGGAGGGUUAUACUGGAGAGAACAGUCCUCUAUAUAAAGGUCCUGCUGACACUGGUAGCAACGUCUACUUCAACAUUGAUUAUGCCAUGAACUAUUGGAAGAACAAUGGUGCCCCAGCUGAGAAACUCAUCGUUGGAUUCCCAACUUAUGGACACACCUUCAUCCUCAGCAACCCAUCCAAUACUGCUAUUGGUGCCCCCACAUCUGGGGCUGGGCCUGCUGGACCUUACACAAGACAAUCUGGCUUCUGGGCUUACUAUGAGAUCUGCACUUUCCUGAAUAAUGGAGCCACACAAGCCUGGGAUGGUCCUCAAGAUGUACCCUAUGCCUACAAAGGGAAUGAGUGGCUUGGGUAUGAUAAUAUCAAGAGCUUCAAUAUCAAGGCUGAGUGGCUGAAACAGAACAACUUUGCUGGUGCCAUGGUUUGGUCCCUUGACUUGGAUGACUUCACUGGCACUUUCUGCAAUCAGGGCAAAUACCCUUUGAUCACCACCUUGAAGAAUGCCCUUGGACUUCAGAGUGCUAGCUGCAAAGCUCCUUCCAAGCCCAUUUCUCCCAUCACAGCAGCCCCCAGUAGUGGCAGUGGAAGCGGAAGUGGAAGCGGCAGCUCUGGCGGCAGCCCCAGCAGUGGCGGUUCAGGAGGCAGCCCAAGCAGCUCUACAGGCAGUGGCUUCUGUGCUGGCAGAGCUGGAGGCCUCUAUCCAGAUCCAUCAGACAAGAACAGCUUCUACCACUGUGUGAAUGGGAGGACCUUCCUGCAGCAUUGCCAGGCCGGACUUGUCUUUGACACCAGCUGCUCCUGCUGCAACUGGGCAUGAAGAGAUCAGGGUUACAUGCAAUACCCUUCCUAAUCUACACGUAGCUGCAAAGUGAAAUAAAGUUCAGCAAAAGCAA